GGGGACCCCGCGCGCGCGCGGUGACGUAUCGUUGGUGUAGCGAGGGUUUCCCUGGGCGCGCGGGGUAAACACGCGUGACGCGCGCGCGAGGGGGAGGGGCGGGUGGGGGUGGGGGGGAGUCACGCGCCGCGUAUAUAAAAGGGUGACGCAAGGGGCGCGCGCUCCACAUCCGAAAGCCGGCAGCAGUUCGCGUUGCGCCGCCGCCGCCGCCGCCGCUGAUGAUGAUGAUGAACCACAUCGCGGCUUCUCGCCUCUCGCUCUGAGUCUCUCGUUUGCUAUCGCCAGGACCAUUCUGAUCGAUUUGCCAGACUCUAUUUUCUAGAGUUUAUUAUACGUCCCUCGAUUUAGUCGUCGUCCUACCAAGCCUCUCUGUCGUCGGCGGCCGCAGGCAACCGAAGGCUUUCUUCGCUCCAACGAGAAGUUUUACGGGGAUUGUUACAUCGGCCCAAGCAGACAGAGAGGCUGCUGCCGUGCGUCCUGCUCUGCCUGACCAUGCUGAUGAUGCUGCAGCCGUUCGGUUUGCACGUGCCCGUGUGCGGGGACGGCGCGCUGGCCGGCCGGCCCUGCACCUCGCCUGAUGCUGCCUUCGGCGUGGACGACAUCGCCGGACUAUUCACGGGACCAGUGCUUCAUUUCUCCACGAGUGGCGAGUCCACGCUAUCCCAUCUUCCUCAUUCUCAUCACCAGCAGCACCACCAGCAACAGCACCAUCAGCAGUUCAACGGUAGCUACAGCACGAACAGCGGCACCACAGGUGCAGCAGCAUCAGACUCCGUGCCGUACACCGCCACGUACGGACAGCUGAGUCCAGUUGGGAGCCUUUCGUAUUACGGGCAACUGUCUGUCGGAGAUGUACGGGACGUGGAGCCGAUGUCCCCACAGAGCCCCGUCGACUUCAAGAAGCCUGGCAAAAGCAAGGGUCUCGCGAAUGAGGACGAUCGGAAGAAGCGGCGGCGGGAGAGGAACAAAAUCGCGGCUGCGAAAUGCCGCAGUAAAAAGAAGGAAAAGACGGAGACAUUGGCUCAGGAGUCGCAGCGAUUGGAAGGUUACAACUCGAACCUGCGGUCGCAGUUCGAAGCGAUGCUCGGGGAGAAGCAGCGCCUGGUGCAGCUCAUCAACAUGCACCGGCCAUCAUGCAUUGUGCAUGCAAGCAGCACGUCCCCUGGCGUUGAGCCAACGCACCACAGCAAUGCUCCGUGACAACGCCACACCAUGCGGCCACGAGAAGAUGCCGUGGGACAAAACAGAGACUCGAGACAAUAAUGGCUAAAUUGCAAUUUUGAAAUUAGGGGAAAUGGAACUUAAGCCAACAUUUUUGAACAGGAAAAAGAAAAGGGUCCUCUUCCUCUUUGCCUUUACAAGAAUAAUUAUCAGCAGCUACUCUCCAUUGUGCCCUGAUGCAAAGUGUGGCACUGAAAUGGCAUUGGGGAGUGUAUCAACCCAAUUUAAUCCCUGCUUUGGACUGUUAAAUUGCCUCUGGCCAAUACUACACCCACUGCUAACCCGGCGUCAACAUAUUAAUAUUUGACACCACGAUUCUGUGAAAAGCUGUGUGGUGUUGACCUAUCGCAGAAGUGAAGAAGAAAAAAAGAAGACAACUAUGAAAUUUAGCUGAAAAGCAAAGUCCAAUUUGUCGAAAUGUAGAAAGAACUCUGCUUUGUGAAGAAGCAAUCCAGCCAUGAGAAUUUGCACUAAUUAUGAUUUCACACAGUUAUCGUGCUCCGUCAAGAAUGUAGUGCUGCGUGCAUACUGUAGCCGUAGGUUGUUUCCUGUUUGUGGUGUCUUGUUCAUCAAGCUGCCAUGUGUGCGGAUUUCAAAACGUCACAAGUACCAAGAAGCCCUCUACUUUAUCUGUCCGUCUUAAUAGACUUUGCCCAAUUAAACGGGAAAAUGCAUUUAGAAAUCGAGAAACACGCAGCACAUCACACACCUGUAUUCAGCUAAGAAUGUAUGCGCUAAAGCCAAUUGAAAGGUUUUUAUUCUAAACUUUUUUAAAAUACAUGACCUUGGCUAAUGUUUAAGUAUUACAUAUAGGUGUUUCAUAAUUGUGUACAGUAUUAAGUCUAGACAUUGUCAGAUUUGUAUAACAUGGCAUGCAUAGCAUUCUAUUGAAACAAACAUAGGAUUGUUUAUGGCUAUACAUUUUUUUAUCGUUAAUUUGUCAAUUACAUUCACUAUUACAUUUUGUAUCAAAAGAAAUAGCAUUGUAUACGCCGCCAACGAGUCAACGUACUUAUUCACAUUGUUACACAAUAGGUACUGCAUUUAAUGUAUAUAUAAAUACGUCAAAAAUAUAUACUUUUUAAAAUAUAGCUACGUUUGGUGUUUGUGUCGUUGAUUUAAAUAGUGGCACUUUUAAAGAUGGUGUUUUUUUUAUUAUAAAUAUAAAAGACAUUGACAUAUAUGCGAAAUGCUAUUAGACAUUUCCUGCACAGAGGAAAUGUGUCGGACAUUAUGUACAGCAUACCAUAUUCUUCGGAUUAUCAGAUGCACAAUUCCCCCUUGUGGUUUUUUUAAACCAAAGUUAAUAUCUAGAAGGUGGUUGUGUGACCAAUUUUGUAUGAUUAUUUUGACAAUGGGCACACAUGUGGGGUGCAUCUUACUUUUCAGAGCAUCUAAUAAUCCGGAUAAUACACCUUUUAUUAAUUUAUGCGUUCCGAUGAAAUGAGAGCAGGGGGAGAAAGUGAAUGACAGUGACAUUUAAAAUUAGAAGUCGUUAUUGCCUGUCUGUUCAGUUUGUCAUAAAAUAUCAUUACAUUUGGUGAUGGUUAUUGCAGUGGCAACAGUAUUGGCAGCACAUGAUUAGAACAAUGGAUAAAAUAAAACCAACAGCACGUUAUAUUUUUCAAUGGGAACGUCAUGCAUAAUAUGGGCAGGAGUAUGCUAUAUGCCAAUAGUCCCCUCGGUGUAGUCUACUUGUGGUUUGCAAAGCAUUGUGGUCUGUGGAACGGUUGCAGAUAGAUUUUGUUCUCUCACAAAAAAUUGUUUUUUACUGAAUGGUGGUCCACGAACAGUUUUUGAGGAACAACAGUGGUCUGGCGGGGUCCAGAAAGGUUGGCAACCACUGCCAUAUGCAUGAUGUAUGAGCAUCCAUACAAAUAAAUGCUGAGUGUGGGGUGGUACAUGCCUGCAAUGGAGCACUUUGGAGGCAUGGUUUGGUGAAUUUGCAUACGGUAUUUGUGAAACUCUAAAACCCACUUGGACUGCGAGGAGACCAGCAUAUGGCAGUAUAACAAGUAGUUCCAUAAAACAAUAUCUCCGGAUCUUUGAACGUUUGUGGGGUUUCUCAAUAUACUGCGGUUUCUUUCCGAACAUGUGAAACGCUACUUAAAAAGGAUCAGCUCAAACAUCAGUGCAAGAAGACCCUUGUGAAAACCUUAAAUAUAGGACAUUACAAACUCCAGUCUUACAGUUGUUACAGUUCAUUGUUAUGUAUGUUGAACUUCUUUCACACCGUAUUUAGCCAACUGUCGUAAUUGGAGGUGCGGGGAAGGACAACAAACUAAAUACAAAAACUACUCAAUAAAUUAUUUUCAGUCUAGAUUUAAAAGCGCAUAGCUCUAAUGGCUUCCGAAUAUCGGAAAGAAGAGCAUUCCAGACGGCCUCGAAGUGCAUCUGAAAGCUCGCGAUGCAGUGACCGUCUUUGUUCGAUGGUUAUCCUAAAGCCGCUGCAAGGAUGACCGGAGUUCGCUUGAUGGUUUAUACUCCUUAACGAGAUCAGCAAGGUAUUGUUGUUCAUUUGUGAAAAUGCACUUUAUGUGUAAUGAGUACGACCUUCUGCCAGGUCUGCUCAUUCUGACAUCCUUGUCUCUAACUAUCUUCACGCACCCUCCCAUGCCACCCUCCACAUGUGUCCGAAUCAUUCCCUGUGGGUUGAUGAUUGUUUUCAUAAGGGUGAAUGCAUAGUCGUCCACUUUGAUAUUAGCACAAUCAAAACAGAUUGCUGUUCAACUGGUUGAAGGGGUGACGUGCUCCAAAGAGGUUUAUUAAAGCUGAGGAUGAAGGUCACUUUGUUGUGAAGGCCAUCAUUGUCUUGAAAUUUCCAGCUGAGUGACAAUCCCAUGAUGCUUAGGUGGGGCAUUGUAUCUUAAAUAAUUUUGUGUGGUGACAAAUGACAUCUUACUGUGAUGAAAACACAUAGUUUAUACAAAUAAAGGUUACAUGUGCCCCCAGGUUUGUUAUGGAUCCACUUCAGCAUGCUCAUUGCCGGCUGGCACACGCACGUGUACACGCUUCAACAUGAGUAUGAAUGUGACAGCGCCUCUUUAACCACGACCCCUCCCGACAUUGAAGAUGAUAGAUCUUCAAGGCUGCGAGUGUGAUUUGUGUCAGCAAAGACAUGCUUGACGAAGGCCCACUGAGUUCAAGCCGGAACGAAAACUGCUGAGCGGAAACUUUGAGCUGGGGCGCGAAAUUCGAUGUUUUCACCCGGAGCGGACACAGCCCACGCGGCAUGUGGCGACACGUGGAGUUGGUUGAGUCGCUGUCAUCAACAACAACAACAAGGCCGCUGUAGUCGUAACACUUCGUAUUCGAAUAGUGAUCGCAUUGUAUACAAACACCUGCGUUAAACGCACACCCGUGCUAUCAUGCCGGCCCUUGUCGACUGCCAUUGCCACAUGACUGCGGAGGAUUUUGAUGCCGACAUCGCAGAAGUAAUCGAGAAAGCAAAGAAGGCAGGGCUGGUGGCACUUGUGUCUGUUGCGGAGCACCAUGGAGAGUUUGCAAGGAUCUUGGAGUUGUCCGAACGGUUCCCUGGUUUUGUGUUGCCCUGCCUGGGCGUUCACCCGGUGCAGGGAUCUCCCUGCCAACCACGCAGCGCCACCCUGGAGGACCUGAUGUCUGCCCAGCCAGUGAUAGAGCAGCAGUGCGAGCGCUUGAUGGCUGUGGGAGAGGUGGGGCUGGACUUCAGCCCCCGUGUGGCCAAGACGGAGCAGGACAAGCAGGGCCAGAGGGAGGUGCUCUCUCGCCAGGUGGCGCUCGCCCUACGGCUCGACCUGCCCCUGAAUGUGCACUCGAGGUCCGCUGGUAGACCAACUAUUCAACUUCUCAAAGAGCAAGGAGCCCAGAAUGUGUUGCUGCAUGCCUUUGAUGGGAGGCCUUCUGUGGCAAUGGAGGGCGUUCAGGCUGGAUACUUCUUCUCCAUUCCGCCUUCCAUCGUCCGCAGUGAACAGAAGGAGAAACUCGUGAAGCAGUUGCCUCUGGAGUACCUGGUGCUGGAGACAGACUCCCCGGCCCUUGGGCCUAUCAAACAGACAAGAAAUGAACCCAGCAAUAUUGUGGUGUCCUGCGAGUACGUGGCGAGGGUAAAGGGUGUAUCGGUGGAGCAUGUGGCACAGGUCACCACUGCCAAUGCACUGAGGCUUUUUCCAAAACUUACGCGUUACAUUAAGCUCUGUUAGUUACAAAACACCCCCCUCCCUAAAAAAAUACACACUGUGUAAAACAGCAGCCAACUCUUGAUAUUUCUUCAAGCGUGCUCUCAAUGUGUAUUUUUAUCCCCCUUUCUGUGACCACUGACAUUUCUUCGGCCACUGGUUAGUUGAGAAUAUCGAUUAAGUUGUUUUGGAAGCCUGAAGUCGGACAAUGUGAAGAACAUGGUCAUCCCAGUUAAACUGCGCUUCAGUAACGAUUGCUUCAUUACUUGUGCAUAUCAUUAGUGUGUUUGAAACAUUAACUUACAAAUACAUUGAGCGAUGUUUUGUACACACAAUAUAUUUACAUGUUAUUUCGUGACCAUCAGGUUGAUUACUCCAGAAUUAUAAUUAGCAGAGCAGAAUUUCCUUUUAAUGAGAGUGGUGCAAACUGUCACGGUUACACAAUGAAAUUGGCAUGUCUGUUCAUACUACAGCAUGAUCAUGUGCCAGUUUUUUUGCAUGUAAUUUUCGCGUAUGCAGUGCCAAUGAUGCACUUGCAGAGUCCUUAUUUCUCCACCAGUGAGUGGGAACAUUUUGCAAAUCAUGUUACAUGCAUUUAUUUUCAUCCCCUAUCAUUUAUCCACUGCAUAUUCAUGGUCCUGCAAUAUAACAAGCCACCUAGUGCCUGCACAUGAGCUGAUUUCAUCGCUCCAUCUCCGUGGCGCAUGUAUAUUUGGUCCUUCCCUUCGUAGUUACUGCUAACCUUUGGCCAAAAUCCCUUCCAAUGAUGUGUGAUGUCCAAGCCCAUGUUUCCUAACAGGCAACAUGACUUAACAAUCCAUUUACUCUUUUAAGUGUCAGGAUCCACAGACAAGAAAGAAGGCAGCCACGCGAUGCCCAAGCUGUUAUCGACCAAUUAAUGAGUGUUUACAUGUGGGAGGAAACCGGAGCACCCAGAGAAAACCCACGCGCGUGAGGGGGAAACGCUCUAUCCCGUACAGACAGAAGAUGCAGAGUCCACAUGUUUUCUGCCUUCUGGCAAGCCAGGUUACGAUGCCUUGAUCCACAAACCUUCGCCUCCAUGGCUCUGAUGAGCACGGUUGGCUACAUACGGUGCGAAAGAAGUUCAACAUACAUACAUACAUGGCUGGAUUAUAAGCGUGCACCACUACGGCCUGACAGUUCAGCAACUGUUCUAAGUGUACAUCCUCUGGUGUAGUAUCCAAUUGUGUCGUCUGACAAAUUUGUAGACUAUGGAAAUGCAUUUGACUCGGUUAAAACUGACAGUCCUUCAGGCUGCGACAAAUCAAAGCAUAAAAUAAAUGUCUUUUCAAAGCAUUUAACAGAUGCACUGAGAUAUGAUAUAGAAAGUAACAGAGUACACAUCAACGGAGUAGUCACACGAGGAGUUGCAUUCGCCAAAGUAAUUUCGCAUUGACUUUAGAUUUUUUUGGGGAAAAAUUCGGUUGUAGAAAAAGCUAAAAAUAUUAUUUGAUACAAAUAUUAACCAUCUUAUAUUUGCUGAUGACAUGGAAGUAACAGGAAAUUAUAUAAGCACGCUAUAAAUACGGCUGAAAAGUGGUACCUAAUAUGAGCUAAAUUUGCCCCGUGUGCACAUUACCAUGCAUUUAUAUGAACAGGGUAUUCAUAAAACGAUGCUUUAGGUUUCAUUACAUGUGUUUCUUAAAAUAAUACACAAGUAGCUUGAAAUCAUCACUGAUAAAACACAAUGAGUGGGAGUAUAUAACUAUGCAAAAUAACGCAAUGUGCGAGCUACCUCCAGUAUCUGCCGGCAGCUUUUUCACGAAAACAUAAACUGCUCUGUGCUAUACGCCAACUUGUUCACUAUUUCCUGUGUCAACGUCUGUGUUCACUACGUUUUGUGUCAUCAAGAAAGAGUCGUGAAUUAGGUAUAUAGCACAGAGCAGCGUGUGUUUUUGGUGUUACGAUUAACGCAGUUGGCUACGUACCUUACAAAAGAAGUUUAAGAUACGAAAAGCUGAUAGCGUAUGCUGGAGGCACCCACUUUGCAUUAUCAAAAACUCCCAAACUCCUUUGUAUUUUGUAAGCUACGAUUUCCAAUUGUAUGUGUAUUGUAGGAAUUGCAUGUGAUGCAAUCUAGACCGUCUUUUUCGUCUUAAGACUAUGUACAUUCUAAAUACACCGUUUGAUAACCUCAAGUCGUUCAUUUCAUGUGGCAUGUUUUAUUUAAUUACCUAACCUACAUUUUAUAACGAACCCCUUCGUGUCGACACAUAUGACUUGAUCGUGCUUGUCAGCCAAUGUGUGUGUAUGUAUGUUGAACUUCUUUCGCACCGUACGUAGCCAAGCGUGGGGAGG
Lethenteron reissneri (Far Eastern brook lamprey) is the source of this 7697-nucleotide messenger RNA. Its product is annotated as putative deoxyribonuclease TATDN3. NCBI's taxonomy places the organism in Eukaryota, Metazoa, Chordata, Hyperoartia, Petromyzontiformes, Petromyzontidae. Gene Ontology annotation, molecular function: DNA-binding transcription factor activity, RNA polymerase II-specific; RNA polymerase II cis-regulatory region sequence-specific DNA binding; hydrolase activity, acting on ester bonds. Gene Ontology annotation, biological process: regulation of transcription by RNA polymerase II. Gene Ontology annotation, cellular component: nucleus. The record is from RefSeq and is a predicted model, not a curated record.